This is a messenger RNA of Fusarium musae, 396 nucleotides long. RefSeq lists its product as uncharacterized. The record is from RefSeq and is a predicted model, not a curated record. Bases 1 to 396 code for a protein of 131 amino acids. The transcript has 3 exons. NCBI's taxonomy places the organism in Eukaryota, Fungi, Ascomycota, Sordariomycetes, Hypocreales, Nectriaceae.
AUGAAAUUCACUCUGUUCACCCAGGCUGCCAUGGCCAUUCCACUCAUCACCGGAGCUUUUGCUACUCCUACUCCUGAUACCUCUGAGGUCAAACGAGCGGAUUGUUCCAUGACAGUCCGAUACAGAACGGACUGUGUCGAGAAAGGUCUAGAGAGAUAUCGAAUGCAGCUUAUCACAAGCCCUCGCAAUGACCGACAUCUCGGUGUUUACUGUGACGCUUUCAAAGUACCCGCUGGUUUUGUCAUUAACCCUCAGUGUUUCUGGGGAGAUGCAUACCUUGUUGACGUCAGCGCUGCUCGAGGUCCUGCAGGGCGAAGAGCAGUUCGAGACGUUCCUAGCAAAGCUUGCAAGGAUUUCGAAGUCUACACCGGGUGCCGAACGAUCAGAGAGUUCUAA